Molecule: messenger RNA, 5866 nt
Organism: Chlamydomonas reinhardtii
Lineage: Eukaryota; Viridiplantae; Chlorophyta; Chlorophyceae; Chlamydomonadales; Chlamydomonadaceae
Exons: 13
Coding region: 174-3848 (1224 amino acids)
Biological process (GO): protein phosphorylation
Molecular function (GO): ATP binding; protein kinase activity
Source: RefSeq, a predicted model, not a curated record
CCUCAAUUUUCUGUCUUCAUUCUCGCAAACUACUAAAGUCACCGUAGGGCACAUUCUCGUCGAGCCGGGUGGGGCCCUUGCGCCCAGCAUGGCGCGCGGUGCUAGCUCCACCGGAAUGCUGAUUCGUAGGUCCUGAUAGGGCUCAGUAGAGUGAAGGAGGCGGCAAAGAAACCAUGGGAUUGUUUUCCUGCUUCGGAGCCUCGGGAGCGGGCGAGGCGGAUGUCGUGGUUGCACAGCAGGCUCGUCAGCAGGCGUACGGGAUCCCUGCGCAUGACGCGAGCUCGGGCAAGCACGCAGCGGCCGGCAAGGGGCAGCAGAGCGAAUUCCUCGACCUGACUGGACCCGCGCCGAAGUCAGCACAGACCACAACCUGCACUUCUGGCAACACUACAUCACUGUCGGCAGUGACCACGUCGGAUGUGCACGGGGCGGCGUACCAGCUACAAAUUCUUAAUGGCGCGCUUGCGGGGCUAUCUGGGAACUGGUAUGAGCGUGUAUCAUCAGCAGCAACGCGCUUGACGGGCGUCUCAGGUGCCGCUCUGUGCACCGUCGCCAUUCUCGACGCUGCGCACGAGCACUUCACGGUCGUCCACGUCACAGGAAAGGACGUGGAUGCGUCCAUAAGGUCCCCUCCAGGGUCGCAACUCCCGGCAUUGCAGGCAGUUGCGCCAUCUGCGCAUGGCCCAGGCGCCCAGGGUAGCCUUAGAUACAACAGCGCGCAGGUUCUGCAGCUACUGCAGACGCCGCUGACCUACUCGUUCUCGGACCCGGUGCACGCGUCGCGGGAGACCAACCAGCCGCCACAUGACUGGCAGUCUAUGUACGAUACGUUUGGGCUGUCCGACUUCUGUGCACUGCCGCUGAUGCACAACAAGUCAGUCGUGGGGGCAGUGACGCUAGCUUUCGUGGCGCCGCCUGCGGAAACGCGGGCACAGCAGAACCAACGUUACCUAGCGCAAAGCUCGGGCGCCAGCACACACCAGCCAGCGUCUCCCCUGAUGGCGUGCGACGAGGCAUCAAUGAGGACGCUGGGGUUGCUCCUGUCGGUCCUGCUGGUGGGGCAGGACAUGCAGCUGGCGCAGCAGGUGGCGGAAAUCCUGGCCGGCGUGUACGACGCGCGCAACGUGCAGCAGGUGGUGACCGUGGUGGCGGCCGGCGCGGAGCAGGUGCUGCAGCUCACCACGCGCGUGGCCGUGUCCUGCAACCUGGCGGUGCUGGCCGUGCCGGGCGCUGGGGCCGGCGCCGGCCAGGCUGCCAGCGCGCUGUCGCAGCCAGGGACUGGCACCGGCACGGGCGGCGGCGGGCCGCCCGCCAGCGUCACGUCUGGGACGGGGCUAGGCGGGCGCGCGAUUUUUUUCGAGGAGCGGAACGCGCAUACAGCCGGUAGCCGCGUGGACGGCAGCACGCAGGGCACGCAAUGCUCGCGAUCAAUGGCUAGCAUCACAGACGCGCAAGGCUCGGGCUCGGGACUGGUGUUCGGCCAGAACUACCGGUCACGGUUGCAGAGCCGCGCCAAUACACCGCACGACGGCCAGAGCACCGGCGCGGUUUCCGGGGCCCAGGCCAACAUGCUUUCGCCGCGACGGGGCGGCACCAACGGCUCCGCCAACCCGCUGCCGCAUCUGUCUGUGCGGACCAACGGCAAUGCGAACGCCAGCCAUGACAGCACCUCGCCGCCGAACGGUUCAACGGGCGGGCUUCUCUGGCAGGCAGGGCUAGUGCAGGCGCGCGCUCUGGGCCUGCGCCACACGCUGCUGGCCAACCUGCCGCCCACCGGCACCAUCAUCCACGACUGCGCCUCCUACAUGCAGCAGGUCGGCUGCCCCAAGCGCGACCUGUAUCUGCUCUCCACCUGUCAGGGCGCGCCGCCGUUCUCGCUUGCCAUCGCGCCCGCGCCGCUCAAGGAGGCAGACCCUAACGGCCAGCAGCUGGUGCUGUACGUGGCAGUCGCGAUGCGGCUGCCCAUGGAGCUGCUGACGGAGCUGCUGGGCCAGGCGCAGCAGCUCGCGGUCAAGGUGCUGGCGCCGCUGCUCGCGGCCAAGCUGACCACUGGCAACCUGGCGGACGAGUGGACGCUGCUGAUGGGCACCUGCACCUCAGGGCGCACCCCCGGGCCGGGCACGGGGCCAGGCGGCGUGGGCUUGGCGGCCAGCAGCCCCGACCCGCGCAUGAGCAGCAGCACGGCGCAGGUGGGUGGCGGCGGCGUAGGGGCCGCCGGCGGUGGCAGCAAGGACGCCGCCAGUGGCUCCGCCAUGUGCGGCAGCGGCGGCACCAUGGACGGCCGCCGCAGCAGUCCUGGCGGCAGCAGCGACGAGACCGGCCCGGGCGGCGCGCAGCGCGGCCCGGCUGGUGCGGCCGGUGCUCGGCACCCGCAGCUGCCGGCUGCGCUCACGGCGCCGCCGGGCCACUCUCCCGGGGUGCUACCGUACGCGGAGCAGGGGCAGCGUGGCGGCACUGCGCCGUCUGACAUUGGGCGGGUGCUGGGCGGGCCACCGGCAGGCAUCGGCUCCCAGGAGUCGCACGGCACGGUGCUGAGCACGGCGGUGGGCGGCGCGUUCGCGGGCGACACCCGCACGCACAUGGGCAUGCUCGUGUCGUCGUUCAAGGACACCAUCAAUGCGCUACAGGCGUCCAGGGCUGAGGAGGCGGAGGAGCUUACGGUGCUUAAGCUGGGCAAGGUGCUGGGGCGCGGCGGCAGCGGGCUGGUGUUCCAGGGUUACCUGCACCUGGGGCUGGAGGUGGCGGUGAAGCUGUUCGAGAACCCCGACGACACCGACCCAGACGCGAUCUCCAGCGACGAGUCGCCCUCCAUCGGCAAUCUCAACCCUGACGGUUCCAGCAUCGGGCCGGACGCGAUGGGCGCGUCGCGCGGCGCGGACGGCGGCAGCUCGGUGAAGGACGGCUCCAAGGGCCCAGAAGGCAACGGCGGCGCGCAGCGGCGCAACUCGUCGCGCAGCGCGGCGCAGAUGACGAAGCGGCAGCGCGACCUGCUGCGCAACGCGCUGGAGCUGGGCGUGACCUCGUCCGUCAGCCACCCCAACAUAGUGCAGGGCUACUGCCAUUGGGUGAACGUGGUGCUAAUGCAGGACGCCUCCCUCAACCGCUGCUGGCUGAUGGGGCAGGCCGAGUACAUGGCGCUCGCGCCGCCCGGCUCGCCGCCGCCGCCGCUGUGCUCGGCGCUGGUCAUGGAGUACUGUGACAUGGGCUCGCUCAUACACGCGCUCAAGCGCGGGACGUUCGUGGGGGCGGAGGGCAAACCCAACAUGGAGUUUGUGUACAUGUGCCUGCUGGAGAUCGCGCUGGCGCUGCGCCACCUGCACACCGCCAAGAUCGCGCACUGUGACCUCAAGCCCGGCAACGUGCUGCUGCGCUCCAGCCCGCGCGACCCGCGCAGCUUCGUCUGCAAGCUGGGCGACUUCGGCUACGCGGCCAUCCUGAAGGACGGGCUGCUGCCGGGGCGGCCGGCGGUGCUGCCGGACGAGGCGUGCGGCACGCUACAGUACAUGGCGCCAGAGCUGUUCGUCGCGGGGCGGCCCGUGGACGCCAGCAUCGACAUAUAUGCCUUUGGCCUCCUGAUGUGGGAGCUCAUAACCGGCAAGACGCCGUACAGCGACAACGAGUACGGCAGCCGCGCGCUGAUGAAGGCGGUGUACCACGGCAAGCGCCCCACGUUUCCGGAGCACACACUGCCAGCAUACAAGAACCUGGGCAUGUGCUGCUGGUCCGGCGACCCCACGCUGCGCCCGAGCGCCUCUGUGCUGGUUAAGCUGCUGCGCCAACAGCUGGAGAGCUUGAAACAGUCGGGCCAGACAACCGGCGGGGCCGCGCCCUCCACCGCCCGUGCAUGAGCAUUGGGGCCAGACCCAGCUCGCGCGCAGCCGAUGGGGCCUGACCGUGAACGGGAGGGCGCGGCGCGCAGCCGUGGUUGGGGUCAAUCGCUUACGGAAGCAGUGCUAACCAAGGCAAAUAUGAUGCAUGAAUAUAACAGAGCGGCAACGUCGCCGCGGCCGGCCCAGUUGACUUGGUGAGCGGGCAACACGCGCCAGAUGCUGGUGGCUGGGGCGCGGCGGCCACCGCGGGUUCAUGUUAUUGCUUAGAAUGUGAAGAAAGGCUCAACAGUAACAGGAUCAGUCACGCGCGCCCACUAGCCAAGUGGAAGGUCUACUGCUCAACGCAUGCAUGGAGGUUACAAAACAUGGUCACUGAGAGAGAAAGCCAUGCGUGCACUCCACUCAUCUACACAAGUAAGAGUGAGGCGCACCCCGGCGGCACAGCGCUGCCCUGCCAGGGCCUUGCUUUGCUGCAGGGUGCUAAUUGCUCCAUAGAUGCAUGUUGUUCGUUCGGUUUCAGAAGUUUUGAUGGUUCUAUGUUCGCGGGUGUUUCGGUGGCGUUACCAGGUUUUCGCUGAGGCGUAUCUGCCUGUCUCCAUGGUAGUCGGCGUGUGGGGUGGUGUUCAGGCCCAUAUGUCUGUCACUGCGGUCCUUGCGCAGCAUGACUGCUAAAUCCUAUGCAUGGCCUUCCAUAAGCCACUCGCGAAACCGGCACAGUUAUGAUGUCGAGCGGUCGCGUGUGUGGGUCCAGCAGCGUACUGGUUGCCCAUCCCGUUGGUCGCAGCCGUGGUUCGUUUGAUAUCUGCGUCGGUUCUGUGCGUCUGUCUGCUGUCUGCUGGCCCCGGUUGACCCCAAGACCAGGAGAAGAUAAACAGGCCACGGGCAUGUAUGUGAACCCAACGGACCGAAGCAGGACCGCCCUUCCUCCUGUGAAGCCGGGCCUCGUGUGUGGGCCGAAGCGAAAUGAGCUUUUGGCAAAUGUGUCUGGGUGACGGCAAGAUGGGCACUAGGCGGCAAGAUGGAGCUGGGCUGGGGUGCAUGUGCUGAGGCAGUCUCGAGGCACAUGUGUUGCGAUCCUGGCGUUGCUGGGCCCACACUGCAUGGGCAGUUUCAGCGCCAGUGUCCCAUGGGCAUGCACAUUGGGGAGGGGGCAUUGGAUACACGGGUUGUUCAUGUGCGCUAAGAAAAGCGCUGGUGUUCAGAUGAGGGUCUCAGAUGCGCAUAGGGUGCUGUGGUAGCUCGGGGCGAUUCUCAUCAUUAGAUCGUAUUGCCUCGGAGUGCGCACGAAAGAGCAAAUGAGAGGUGUGCGAGGACGUUCAUGUUUACGCGUGUGUCGCAGGUGGCCGUCGCAACAACAGGACUAGUGGGAUGUUCUGGGCAUGUCUCCGAAGGGUUUAGAGCAAGACAUGUAUGGGGGGUUAUAGGGGUCGCACGGGCGGUGUGUAGAAAACUGUUGGUCACCCGAGGUGUGCACAGGUGUGGCCGUGUCGGUAGGCGUGUCUGGGCAAACGACGUAGUGCAGGAGGUAUUAAGAAGACUACGUACGGAUGCCGCAUGUUGCGUGGCGGUGGCGCACCCGCCCUGCUAUGACAAUCAGUCGAUUGCGUGAGAAGUGGCGUCGCGCCGCAAGGGGAAUGGAAAUUGCGGCCAGGAGAAGCUUGCAGCGGCGCUGCCACUUCGCGCGGGAAGAGUUUGAUGUGAGCUUCGCGCUCACACCAACUGCAUGUGUAAUGGUGCAGAGGCGCACACUGGCUUUCGUUUGACGAGAACUUUACCUGUGCUGUUAGUAGCAGCACCACCUGGCGGGUUGGAAUUCAAAUCGGAUGGCUCAGGGCAGGACGUGUCAUGGCCGCCAACUUAAUGUUAUCGCCUGUGCUAGGCGUUUACCAACCACAUUAUGGCUUCGACGUGCGUUGCGGAACUCAUGCGUACGUAGACCAGAGCGGAAGGCGGAGUGGGCUCGCAGGCGGCACGGGAGCAGGCAGUCAGUAGCACAAGUUACGAAUGCAUAUGUUACCUCGUAACCGACGGUAAAC